This is a messenger RNA of Penicillium angulare, 1743 nucleotides long. Its product is annotated as delta-1-pyrroline-5-carboxylate dehydrogenase protein. NCBI's taxonomy places the organism in Eukaryota, Fungi, Ascomycota, Eurotiomycetes, Eurotiales, Aspergillaceae. Gene Ontology annotation, molecular function: L-glutamate gamma-semialdehyde dehydrogenase (NAD+) activity. The transcript has a single exon. The record is from RefSeq and is a predicted model, not a curated record. Gene Ontology annotation, cellular component: mitochondrial matrix. Bases 1 to 1743 code for a protein of 580 amino acids.
AUGCCCCUUGCUCAAUACCCAGAGCCCGAGAGUGCCGGUUCUGUAUGUAUCUUUGAUCGAUUCAGUCGAACAGGUGAUCAUCGCAUCCUAAACUUACACAUUUCUUUCCAGCUCGCAUACGGACCUGGGUCUGAAGAGAGGCAGCUUUUGAAAGCAGCCCUCUCUGAACUCGAAGGAAGCAUCGCUGAAGUUCCUAGCAUCAUCAACGGGGAGCGCAUCUAUACCGGUCACAAAAGCGAACAAAAGAAUCCUUGGAAUCGUCAUGGGCCUCCCCUCGCCGUUUAUCACGAGGCAGACUCGGAUACGAUCAAGACAAAGGCAAUACCAGGGGCGAUCGAAGCCAGAAAAACCUGGGCCAGUAUGACAUUCCAAGACCGAGCUACUAUCUACCGCAAAGCCGCGAAGCUCGUGGAAAGCCCAAAGUACCGAUGGAAACUUAUGGCAGCUACAAUGAUCGGGCAAGGAAAGACGUGUGGACAAGCUGAUGGUGACUGCAUAGCCGAAGUAAUUGAUACUCUCAAUUUCCACGUCUAUUUUUGCGCGCAGAUGUACGACCAACAGCCCAUCAAGCAAUAUGAUUCAUCCACCAGUAGGCUGGACUAUCGACCAUUGGAAGGAUUCGUGUUGGCGAUUUCGCCUUUUAACUUCACGGCCUUGGGGGCUCACAUUGCCUUCACACCAGCUAUAUUGGGGAACGUCAUAAUUUGGAAACCAUCGCCAAUGGCUGUUCUCUCCAACUACAUUAUAUAUCAACUCAUGGAGGAGGCUGGAUUGCCUCCUGGUGUUGUUCAAUUUUUGCCACAUGCAGAUCCUACAACUGUAGUUGAGCCGGCUCUUUCCAGUCCUCAUUUUGCGGGACUUCACUAUACUGGAUCUUCUGCUGUUUUGAGGAGUCUUUCAACCAAGGUCGGCACCAAUAUCAAUAUCUACCGAAGUUUUCCCCGGAUAGUGGGCGAAAGCGGUGGUAAGAACUUCCAUCUUGUUCACAAUUCCUGCCAGGAUGACUGUGAUUGGAUUGCUUCUGCUGCUGUUCGCUCAGCAUUUGAGUUCCAGGGCCAGAAAUGCAGCGCCAUGUCACGAUUUAUUGUUCCCAAAUCUAUGUGGGAGCAUGGUGGUUUGAAACAAGCGCUUAUCCGAGAAGCGGAUAAGAUGACACAUGGUGUGGAUGUUAAGGAAUUACACCAUCCACUGGGCCCCAUGGUCUCAGAGGCCUCGUAUGAAAGAUUUGGACACUGCGUUAAAAGUGCCCUAGAUGAUGGUCAUAAGUUGAUCUAUGGUGGCAAGUCAGAGGGGAGAAAGGGUCUUUUCGUUCAACCAGCUAUUUUCGAGUUGAAAGAGUCUGAUGAAGCCCACUUAUCGAACCUCAUGACAAAAGAGCUUUUCGGGCCAUUGUUCACGGUUCAAAUCUAUGAUGAUAACGCUCCGACUGGUUUCGAGGAUAUCUGCAAGACCAUCGACACGACUUCCGAGUAUGGUUUAGCGGGCUCAGUUUUUGCUCGUGAUCGCAAGGCCAUUCAAAUUGCAGAUGAUCAGCUGCGAGAUUCAGCUGGAAUGUUUUGCAUCAACGACAAGAGCACCGGCGCAAUCAUCGGUGCUCACCCAUUUGGUGGAGCUCGAUCCAGUGGCACUAACGACAAGGCAAAUUCAGUAAAUGUCCUUUUGAGAUUCUCUAGUCUGCGUUGCGUCAAAGAGUCCUAUAUUAGCAGCAGCGAAACUCUAGGCACUUGCCAUAUCCCCGAAUAG